Molecule: messenger RNA, 1035 nt
Organism: Kluyveromyces marxianus DMKU3-1042
Lineage: Eukaryota; Fungi; Ascomycota; Saccharomycetes; Saccharomycetales; Saccharomycetaceae
Gene: dpp1
Product: phosphatase PAP2 family protein
Exons: 1
Coding region: 1-1035 (344 amino acids)
Biological process (GO): phospholipid metabolic process
Molecular function (GO): phosphatidate phosphatase activity
Source: RefSeq, a predicted model, not a curated record
AUGACUUUGUCCAGAUUUCUGCCUAAGAUUGGGCUUGACAGGGAUGUCUUUAUGAACUUGAAAGGAAAAUCAGUUUCUUUGUUAACCGUUGGUUUUUAUUCCAUGGAAUGGGUUCUUUACUUCGCAAUAUUCAUAUUUGCACAAAUGUUCAGGAGAUUAGUGCAUCCGAGAUUCUCCGACUUCAGCUUAAUGGAUUCUCAGAUCUCCCACGUGACGUAUAAUCAGAGACAGUUAUUGUUUCCAAGACUCUUUAUUCUUCUAACAACAGGGGGUCUCACAACUUUGACAGCCGGAGCCUUGAAUGCAUUCAGUCCAACAUAUACGAUGAGUAGAAGAUGGUGGAAUAGUCAUUCUUCCUUCUUAACAAUUUUGGGAACCAACGCUAUGCAAAGUGUCAUUGUGGCUAUUUUGAAAAAUGUCACAGGAAAGCCUAGACCAGAUUUAGUUAGCAGAUGUCAACCCUCUUUACAGAACGUUGGGCAAUUACAAUUCAACAUUGACAUUAGUUCAUGUACAACAACGGAUCUUAGGGCUUUGUCAGAUGGUUUUAGAAGUUUCCCAAGUGGAACUUCUGCCACAGCUUUUUCGAAUUUAGCAUUAUUGACCUUUUUCAUUUUAUCGAGGUUAAAUAUCUAUCAAUAUCCAACAACUUCAAAUUCACUUUCACUUUCAGUAGUUGGAUUUCCUUUGGUUCUAGCUUCUGUGAUCAGCCUUUCUACCUUAGCGGAUAACAGGCAUUUCCUUUCUGAUAGCAUUUUUGGGGCCCUUGUUGGAAUCGGCAGUGCUAUGCUCGUUUACAGGCAAUAUUUCCCCGCAAUUUGGAGAAGCCCACAAUCCUUGGUAAUGCCAAAUGGGAAAGUUGCUGAAGAAGAUUUGUCAUUAGCUUAUGAACCAAAAAGGUUUUUCAGUGAUCAAAGUGCCAAAUGGAAAGUUGAUCCAAUAGAAUCUAAAAGUGAAGAAGCUGUCUCAGGGACGAUUAGCGCUAAUAAUCUGACUAGAAGAAGCUUUCCAACUCGUAGUCAAGUAACUGUUUGA